AUGGAGAAGUCGACUGACAGUUCAAUUCUGCUAGUGGGCAAGAAAUACAUGUCUGAGAUCAAGAGCGCACUGUUAAACAUGUACACGCUUGGAAUAACAUAUAUACUAUGCCGAAUUUCUAUUAAAUUCGAAAUUUUCUUCAAGACAUCCCCCUGCUCGCUCGAGGAAGCAAAUUGUGUGGUGCUAAAAGACCAAUACAACAAUAUGAAGAUUGUAAAGAUCAUUGAAAAGAACAUCAAGCCAACGCUUCUGUUGAAAAGAUAUGCAAGACAUAGGAAAAUACGAAUAUUGGAUGUGCCAUAUGGAAGGUUUAUUUACGACUAUCAACUGAGUAAAUUCGUUUUGCCGCGCUUCAACUAUGCAAGAAAAUCAUUCGAGGAUAUAUAUCAGGAAAGGCUAAUGAAGUCAAAGGAAGAGGAAAGUACAGAUGUUUACGAAAAGCAGGCUUUGUUUGGCAAAAACGAUACUUGUUUGGUAAUUUCCUCGGCAGUGUCG
Vittaforma corneae ATCC 50505 is the source of this 495-nucleotide messenger RNA. RefSeq lists its product as uncharacterized. The annotation marks the transcript as partial. Lineage: Eukaryota; Fungi; Microsporidia; Nosematidae. The transcript has a single exon. The record is from RefSeq and is a predicted model, not a curated record.